This is a messenger RNA of Annulohypoxylon truncatum, 1056 nucleotides long. RefSeq lists its product as uncharacterized. The transcript has a single exon. The record is from RefSeq and is a predicted model, not a curated record. The coding region runs from base 63 to 551 and encodes 162 amino acids. Lineage: Eukaryota; Fungi; Ascomycota; Sordariomycetes; Xylariales; Hypoxylaceae.
GUCAAGGUCAAGGUAUGUUAUGUCACGUACUAGAUAUGUAGGACGUGCCCCAAGACGCACGUAUGUAUGUAUUAUUACGCAGAAGCCGCUUCCCCCAUGUUCCAAAAUGCCUACCUACCUCAGUCCUACAUAGUAGCGUAUGUAAGUAUGUAUGUAUGUACGUAGAAAACCCCCUUGCUCACCGAGGGGUAUUUACGUAUUUUACACGCCCUCACCGGGGUCCCCUCCACAUUCAACAAACUCACCUAGCCUACCUAGGUAGUAAAGUUGGCCAUAACCCUCACCUACCUUGCCUUCUCUGGGUAGGUACACGCAACACACGUCUCCCUCUACCUCCGCUUAAAGUACCCGUCCAAGUACACGUUCUAAUUCUAAUUCUAUACUACCAUGUAUACAUACCUAUCCAUGUAAUGUACCUGCCAUUACAUGGCAUGAACAUGACAUUACAUUAUUACAUACAUACAUUACCGCCAUCCCGUCCUGUCCGUCCGCUCAUCCCCAUCUCAUCAACGCACCCCCCCGGCACCCCCCGGGCUUAUAUGCAAUCCUAGUUUAUUCUACCACGUUCUUUUCUUUUCCCUGAGAAAGCAAGCAACGUUGCAGGGGGGGUUGUUGUAGUUUAAACCGGAGUACCGCAUCUGCAGGAACGCGCUUUUCAUGGUGCGCCGAAAAAAAACCUUGCCCCUCCAUGCUUAGGUGAGGACGCACGAAGGAAAGAAAAUUGGGAAGAGAAAAGUUCAAAAUGCGACCCUGGCCGGAGCCGGAAGGAGUAGGCGCACAAAAAAAAAGGGAGCCCUGGAGAAACAAGGGGGUUCGGUUCGAGUUAUAUUAGCCAUCAUGGCAGAUCGGGAGCCUUUACCGGCCUGAGCCGCAUCCCGGAACGUUUUUUGUUAUUUGGAAUCCCUGGGUUGGAAAUUCUAGACGGCUGCAACGUCAUCCCAAAUUUGUGCCGACGGAGCCUAAGCAAUCUGGGGAAGGUAAGUUAGGGGCGCGGAGACGCAUCAUCGCCAUCAGCCUCACUUGCGACGAGUUACAACAUAAAAGCACCGAUAGCGG